Podospora bellae-mahoneyi is the source of this 246-nucleotide messenger RNA. RefSeq lists its product as uncharacterized. Bases 1 to 246 code for a protein of 81 amino acids. The transcript has a single exon. NCBI's taxonomy places the organism in Eukaryota, Fungi, Ascomycota, Sordariomycetes, Sordariales, Podosporaceae. The record is from RefSeq and is a predicted model, not a curated record.
AUGGAGCACUUGGAUCACCCCCAUGACCUAGACGGGUCUUCGUAUGACUAUGGGUGUCUGUACAGUCAUGAAACUUCCAUGAUGGAACGACCGCCAUCGAGUACGAUCCCGACAGCUUUUCAGUCUCGGAUUGGCCAGCUCCUGAUCUCAGUAUCUCCAGUCUGGCCAGCUACGAAGUUGUUGAGGACAUACAUUACACUGAACUGUCACCGGAAGCUGGUUACUAUCUUCCUUACUCACAAUUGA